CAGACGCACUGCUGGCCUGGAGGGUCGAGGCGCCUGCGCAGUCGCUCCUCCUUAGGCGGCAGCCAUGGCGGGUCAAGAGGAUCCGGUGCAGCGGGAGAUUCACCAGGACUGGGCGAACCGGGAGUACAUUGAGGUCAUCACCAGCAGCAUCAAGAAAAUCGCGGACUUUCUCAACUCGUUCGAUAUGUCUUGUCGUUCAAGACUUGCAACACUAAACGAGAAAUUGACAGCCCUCGAACGGAGAAUAGAGUACAUUGAAGCACGGGUGACAAAAGGUGAGACCCUCACCUAGAACUGUGCCAUGCUGCUGCUGGGAAGUUGCUUUACAGAACACAGGCCUACGUGGGAAAGGCCCCAGCAGCCUCAGCUCCUUCCUCUCUCCUUAAAGAGCAACAGGGCUUAUUCUUGUUUUUCUUUUUUCAAAAGCGUGGCCUUUGGGCUCUGCCAUGUACAUCGGUGUGUGAUGUGGCAUGUGGGAAGAAGUCCAGGGGAACUCUUGGAAACAACAUUAGGCAUUUUACCUUUUAAGUAACAUUUUGUAGAACUGUUUGUCAACGUAUUUGAGGCGUGCAGAGCCAGACGCCUGGGACUCUUUGUUAAGGUCCUCCCCACCUCCUUUUCUCUCUCUCUCUGUCUCUCUCUGUCUCUCUCUCUCUCUCACACACACAACACACACACACACACACACACUUUCCUUACAGCUCUCAUUGCCUCUGCAUUGGUUCUAUAAACAGUCUUUGUCUCCUUUCCACCUUUGGUGGGGGGGUGGGAGGCAGUCCUGUCUGAGACACUUAUGCCCCAGCAAGGUGGCCACAAGAGAAUGUUGUUGGUAACCCACCAGUUUCUUGUCCUUUUGGGGAGGUCAAGGCCAGGCCCCCACUUGGCUUGAAGGGACAUUUUCAGAAUUUUCUUUCUGUCACUUGGGGUGUCUUUGCCUCUCAUAUUUCCCUAAUAAACUCCUCAACUUUA
Acinonyx jubatus (cheetah) is the source of this 969-nucleotide messenger RNA. RefSeq names its product BRICK1 subunit of SCAR/WAVE actin nucleating complex (gene BRK1). Gene Ontology annotation, biological process: actin filament organization; regulation of actin polymerization or depolymerization; cell motility. NCBI's taxonomy places the organism in Eukaryota, Metazoa, Chordata, Mammalia, Carnivora, Felidae. The transcript is spliced from 3 exons. Gene Ontology annotation, cellular component: SCAR complex. The coding region runs from base 65 to 292 and encodes 75 amino acids. The record is from RefSeq and is a predicted model, not a curated record. Gene Ontology annotation, molecular function: protein-containing complex binding.